GCAGCUGCUGCCGCCACCGCCACCGCCUCCGCCGCCGCCGCCGCCGCCGCCUCCGCCUCCGCCGCUACCGCCGCGUUUGGGUGUAGAAUUAAGAAUUCCUGCGCCUCGUUAACAAUGAAGCAGAGUUCGAACGUGCCGGCUUUCCUCAGCAAGCUGUGGACGCUUGUGGAGGAAACCCACACGAACGAGUUCAUCACCUGGAGUCAGAAUGGCCAAAGUUUUCUGGUUUUGGAUGAACAAAGAUUUGCAAAAGAAAUUCUUCCCAAAUAUUUCAAGCACAAUAACAUGGCAAGUUUUGUGAGGCAACUAAAUAUGUAUGGUUUUCGUAAAGUAGUACAUAUUGACUCUGGAAUUGUGAAGCAAGAACGAGAUGGUCCUGUUGAAUUUCAGCAUCCUUACUUCAAACAAGGCCAGGAUGACUUGUUGGAGAACAUUAAAAGGAAGGUUUCAUCUGCAAAACCAGAAGAAAAUAAAAUUCGUCAGGAAGAUUUAACAAAAAUUAUAAGUAGUGCUCAGAAGGUUCAAGUAAAACAAGAAACUAUUGAGUCCAGGCUUUCUGAAUUAAAAAGUGAGAAUGAGUCCCUUUGGAAGGAGGUGUCAGAAUUACGAGCAAAACAUGCACAACAGCAACAAGUUAUUCGAAAGAUUGUCCAGUUUAUUGUUACGUUGGUUCAGAAUAACCAGCUUGUGAGUUUAAAACGCAAAAGACCGCUACUUCUAAACACUAAUGGAGCUCAAAAGAAGAAUUUGUUUCAGCACAUAGUAAAAGAACCAGCUGAUAAUCACCAUCAUAAAGUUCCCCACAGUAGGACUGAAGGUUUAAAGCCAAGGGAGCGGAUUUCAGACGAUAUCAUUAUUUAUGACGUUACUGAUGAUAAUGCAGAUGAAGAAAAUAUCCCAGUUAUUCCAGAAACUAAUGAGGAUGUUAUAUCUGAUCCCUCCAACUGUAGCCAGUACCCUGAUAUUGUCAUUGUUGAAGAUGACAAUGAAGAUGAAUAUGCACCUGUCAUUCAGAGUGGAGACCAGAGUGGACCAGCCAGAGAAUCCCUAAGUUCAGGCAGUGAUGGCACCAGCCCUCUCAUGUCUAGUGCCGUCCAGCUAAAUGGCUCGUCUAGUCUGACCACAGAAGAUCCUGUGACCAUGAUGGAUUCCAUUUUAAAUGAUAACAUCAAUCUUUUGGGAAAGGUUGAGCUGUUGGAUUAUCUUGACAGUAUUGAUUGCAGUUUAGAGGACUUCCAAGCCAUGCUGUCAGGAAGACAGUUUAGCAUAGACCCAGAUCUCCUGGUCGAUCUUUUCACUAGUUCUGUGCAGAUGAAUCCCACAGAUUACAUCAAUAAUACAAAAUCUGAGAAUAAAGGAUUAGAAACCAAGAGCAAUGUAGUUCAGCCAGUUUCAGAAGAGGGAAGAAAAUCUAAACCCAAAACAGAUAAGCAGCUUAUACAGUACACUGCCUUUCCACUUCUUGCAUUCCUCGAUGGGAGCCCUGCUUCUACUGUUGAACAGGGGAGUACAGCAUCAUCAGAAGUUAUGUCCUCUGUAGAUAAACCCAUAGAAGUUGAUGAGCUUCUGGACAGCAGCUUGGACCCAGAACCAACCCAAAGUAAGCUUGUUCGCCUGGAGCCAUUGACUGAAGCUGAAGCUAGUGAAGCCACACUGUUUUAUUUAUGUGAACUUGCUCCUGCACCUCUGGAUAGUGAUAUGCCACUUUUAGAUAGCUAAAUCCCCAAGAAGUGGACUCUACGUGUAUAUAUUCAUCAAAAUGAUGAACUAUUUAUUUUAAAGUAUCAUUUGGUACUUUUUUUUUUGUAAAUUGCUUUUUUCGUUUAAUCAGAUACUGUGGAAUCAAAAGCACCUUUUGCUUUUCUCACUAACCACACACUCUUGCAAAGCUUUCAGAUGUUACUCAGCUACGUAGGUACAUAAGAUUUGAUGCGUUAAAUCACAGUAUUGGCAUAUCUUUAAGUUGGAUUCAAAUGGCCAUUUUUCUCCAAUUACAGCAAAUUGGAUUUGUUUUUUACAUGUAUGUUCAUUAACCCCAGUUAAACUUUUUGUUUGUUUGUUUUACUUGUUGAUGCUGUCUUGUUUGCAUUGAGUGUAAGUCACUAUAACUAAUGGUAGAACUCCUAAAGCUUCCUCUGUUCCAGUUGCUUUUAUUAAGUAUUUUUCACUUGGCUUCUUUAUAAAACUGGGAACAUAAAGUGCCUGUAUCUUGUAAAACUUCAUUUGUCUCUCUUGGUUCAGAGAAGUUCAUUCAUGUUCAACAGGAAAGGCAACAUAUACUUGAGUGCUUGCUGUCUGAUGCAGUUGCAGCUCCAUAUACAUAGAAGAAGGGGAUGGGAUGGUGUCAGCCCAUCCACUCACUGGACUAGUUUUCAGUAAAAGUUUUCUGGUUUGUUUGUGGUUUUUUGAAGCAUACUAUUUAGUAAAAUAAAUAUAAUGAAUGUUGCUUACUAGUGUCUGUUAUGUGUCUUCUUUGGAGGUGACAUCCAUGUGACAGUUUUUCCUUUUCAUAGGAAGUAGACAGACUUAAACUGUAAACUUUAUCUGUUGUCCAUUAUUCUUAAUAUGAGUCAUACCAAGAUUUUUGUGCCUCAUCUCAGAGGAUAGACUGUGUAUUGCAACAAGGAAGAAAUACAAUGCCUCCAAAUUUAAAAAUUAUGCUGGCUUGCUUUCUAUGUUGCUAUUAAAGAACUGAGAAAAGUAUGCUUCCAAUUGUCCCAAAUUAGGUAAAGAACAUUAUCACUGGAUGCCAAGGGCCUAUAAUUUUUGCCCUGAGAGAAGAUAAGAGAAACAGUUAAAUCACUUCUUUCCUUUGGAACACUUGCUCAGAAGAAUUAGAGAGACUUAAUGCAAGGCCAGGGCACUAUCACUUGAAGAAUUGUACCUUCAAGCAGAGGACUGAAAGCACUGAGCUAGCAUCUGAAUAUUUUAUAGGGCUGCUUGAUGAGGAAUUGCAAAGAUGGCCUUCCUGUUGGUUAUAGUCUCUCAGUAUCUUGGAACUUCUCUUACUGUCAUGUAAAAUUUCAAAUAAAGCGUAGCACAGAGGGAUAAGAAACCCUUCCUUAGCAGAUCCUAAAAUACUUGGCUCUGACAAUGGGAUCUUGGUGAACUAAUUUAAGAACCCAGAACAGUUUUCUGCCUAAGCUUUAGAGGUCACUUUCUUAGAGAUUGUUAAGGUGCGAAGAGCUUAGAGACUGAGGAGAAGAGAGCUUCAGAGACUUUUUCUUUUUCGCUUCCUUUCCUCACUGUGGGAUAUGAUUAAGUUUCUUCUCCUUUGGGGAUAACUUGAGAAGUAUUUAAAAAAUAAUUUUGAAAACCUUAUACCUCCUAGUACUUUUUAAGGUGACAUUUAAAUUUUUUCAUCUUAAGUAUUCGGGAAGAAUUUAGGAUAUUGUUAAUACUGCCAUUUUAAAAAAUAGUUGUUAUGUGCUUUUAAAUGUAUCUGAAAGAAUCUAAAUGCCAUAGUGAUUUGAUGUUCUUCAUCAUCCAUUCCACUUCCUCCAAAGAGUUUUAUCCUACUUUUAUUAUGCGUGACAGUCAUACAUUGAAAAUAAUUGUUGCACUUCUCUGCAACUAAAUUUGAAAUUGCGUCCUGUAACCUUAAGAUUCUAAGCAUUAAAGUUUGUCUCCGAUUAUAAAUACACAGUUGAUCAAAACAGUAUAAACGUAUGUGGCAGAGACUGUUAACUGAUUGCUGAACCAUUUCCUAUCAUGCAGUUAGAUUAUUUCCACCUUUGUAAACAGGGUAGCUAUGUAAUUGAAUUCUAAUAAAUCAGGAAAAGUGAUGUUCAGAACUUGCAGGUCUGGUCUGUGAACAUCUCCCCCAUGCAACCCUCCUCACCUUUUUACCCGUCUACUAGCUUGAUGCAGAGGAGUAUGUGGCUUCCAAGUAUACACACGAGAAGGAAGAAACCUGGCUUCCUGAAUCUCCGCUUAGAGAGCCACCCAUCAAUCUUGGAUAUUCAUUUAGACUUCAGGUGGGGUGGGGGGAGACAAACCUUCAUUAUGUUCUGCCUCUGAAUUUUGGGGGACUGAUCUGUUAGAGAUUUUAGUGUUCACUAACAGAAUAUAGUCCAAAUUUUGAUGAACUGUUAAACAUACAAAGUAAAAUUUUACCAGAAAUACAUCUUUUUGUGGGGUGCACAGAUCUCAGGGAUCUUUUUUCCCCCAAAUGUUUUAUUAUCUGGGGGUAAGUUUGUAUCAAUAUAAUAAGAGCAUCAUUUUUUUUUGUUUCUAUAAAGUCCUAAGAAACUUUUAUAAUACAAAAAAGAGAAUAGAAGGGAUUUUGUUACAGCAGUGUCACUCAAUUAUUUGAAGUCCUUCAGAAUUCACUAAGUAUUUUAAAAUUUAUUAGCUAGUAAUUUCAUUAGAUCAUCCUGAUUCAAUUUCAUUGAAAGAAAAGAAAUAAAAAUCACCUCAGGAUUUUUUAAACCAGUGUCGUUCUCUUACCAAUAUUUAAAAUUGUCUCUACUUCUGUGUUGAGCAAUUUUAUCCAAAGUGCCUUGGUAUUAAGAUUCAGAAUGAAUUAAGAGGUAUUAUAUAUCCUCUGUCAAAUGUGAAAAGAGUAAUUGUUCAGAGGGAUGAUGCCUUGUCCUGAGGCAUCUUUUCAGGCACAUCAACUUUAGGAAAAUGUACGCAUGGAAAUUGAAGAUCUGGAAACUGAUUCCUUUAACAGUAACCUAACUUGUGUUUACAGCAGAGUCUGUGUGCUGUUUGGAAAACAAAUAGCAUAGUAUGAAUACUUUAGAGGGUACCCCUCAUCUUCAUCCCGCCUCCAAGCUUCUUUUGCCUCAGUGG
This is a messenger RNA of Balaenoptera acutorostrata (minke whale), 4797 nucleotides long. It is a transcript of the gene HSF2, whose product is annotated as heat shock transcription factor 2. The record is from RefSeq and is a predicted model, not a curated record. Gene Ontology annotation, biological process: regulation of DNA-templated transcription. Gene Ontology annotation, molecular function: DNA-binding transcription factor activity; sequence-specific DNA binding. The transcript has 13 exons. The coding region runs from base 115 to 1719 and encodes 534 amino acids. NCBI's taxonomy places the organism in Eukaryota, Metazoa, Chordata, Mammalia, Artiodactyla, Balaenopteridae.